AUGGCGAGAUCGAUGGAAGCGGCGCGCUUUGAACAGAAUGGAUUUGAAGAAGCCAACGUUGAGGAAUCAGUUUCAUGGGAUGAUCUGGAGAGAGACGCUGCUAGUAAAGCUGGUGGAUCUUCUGAAAGAACUCAGGCCUGGAGAUCUCACCAGCACGACUCUGCUAGAAAAGGUGACGAACCUGCUGGAGACUUGUACGAACUGUGGAGGCAAGAACAGAACAGCAUAGCCGCAAGGCUAGACAAAGAGCUUAAGUCACGGUGGGAACUAGAUGAACUGAUUGAAGAACAGCUGAGCGGAUACGGGUCCCAUUACUACAAGGCCAUGGUAUCAACGUCAUUGAAGGAUGUCUCAAACCUCCUCAUGCCCACGUGGCUACCGCCUCAUGAGCUUGCUGCCGUGUCCUGGCUUGGAGACUGGCGUCCCACCUCCAUUCUUGACCUUCUUCGGAUUCUGGCCGCUCAAAACCCUUCCUUCUCUCUGUCUGAGUCGAGUGAACGUAUCCUCUCUCAGCUUCUCCGUGAGAUACGCAUUGAGGAAGCUGUGAUCGAUGAGGAGUAUGCAGAAAUUCAGGCCACAUGUGUUCUGCACCUUCCCUUUUCGCCGCUCUGCAACGCUCAGUCGCAAGAAGAAGCUCUGCUUUCUGUGCAGGGGCUGUUUGGGAACAUCCAUAAGGUCAUCUCAAAGGCACAACGGCUCAGGUACAAAGUGUUGGAGCUGGUGAUGAAGAAGCUGCUGAAUCAAACAGAUACAGCCGAGUUUGUGGUCGCAUUCGCAGGGAUUCAAGACGCCAUUCACCAGUUUGGAGAGCAUAAGAAGCUAAAAAAGCUUUACCCGGCGGUUCCUCUGAAGGGAUCAGGAUCAUCUAGUUGAGAGCUAUGUAGGAACACAGGUCAUGUCUCAAUUUUGGGAGUAAGACUACAAGCAAGCUGUGAUGUUGAAUCUUCUUGCUGCUAAUUACAUUCUUGGAAGUUCUUUCUUAACAUCAACUCAUAUAGUCCAGUUACAUUAGUAUGAAACCUGAUGUCACCAACCAUUAUGUCUUUUAGAGUCAUUGGUAUUGUAAGUAAGAACAAAGUUAAGACCUGUUCUUCUAUGCAGCUUGCUGUUUUUUUUUGUUUGUUCUGAUUUCGUGUUCCAGUCAACAUGCAAAUUUGCGUCAUCAAUUGUAUUGAAUAUAUAGAGUUUCAUA
This is a messenger RNA of Thlaspi arvense, 1192 nucleotides long. NCBI's taxonomy places the organism in Eukaryota, Viridiplantae, Streptophyta, Magnoliopsida, Brassicales, Brassicaceae. The record is from the annotation of a GenBank genome assembly.